AUGAACCCAACGCCCUCCUACCUCAGUCCCGUCAAAGACGGCAGACGCAUUCUCGGCGAAAAGACCCCCAACGCGUGUCUCUCCCCGCGCCACGCUACCUCCCCGAGCAAACGCUCGCGCAUCGACACGCUCUCCUCUCCCAAAAAGCUCCUCCCCUCGCCCUUAUUCGCAGGCCAGAAGAGAUCCAUCGACCAGGUGCACUCCGACGUGUCCCUCAGCAAACCCUCCGACGCGGUAUCCCGCGACCCGCGGACAGACUCCCAGCCCGUCCCGGCCCCGGAUGACGCUCGUUCACAGAUCCCUCCCCAAGAGGAGGUAAGGCCUCACCAACAGCCCGACGCGAUGGACACGCAGACACCCUCCGAUCAGCAACCCCAACAACAACAACACGAUUCCACAGAUACCCACCCCCCAAAGGCAAGGGACGCGCGCACCGUGCCUGAAGACCCCGAGACGCGCAAACUUUUUAUCCAAGAGGUCAGCUACCUACCAUGCCCUGCCACGGCAACGCCGCACUAA
Messenger RNA from Aspergillus terreus NIH2624, 519 nucleotides. RefSeq lists its product as uncharacterized. Bases 1 to 519 code for a protein of 172 amino acids. The record is from RefSeq and is a predicted model, not a curated record. The transcript has 2 exons. Lineage: Eukaryota; Fungi; Ascomycota; Eurotiomycetes; Eurotiales; Aspergillaceae.